Molecule: messenger RNA, 525 nt
Organism: Conger conger (European conger)
Lineage: Eukaryota; Metazoa; Chordata; Actinopteri; Anguilliformes; Congridae
Product: cytochrome c oxidase subunit 7B, mitochondrial
Exons: 3
Coding region: 118-372 (84 amino acids)
Biological process (GO): mitochondrial electron transport, cytochrome c to oxygen
Source: RefSeq, a predicted model, not a curated record
CAAAGGUUCAUUCGAAAGAGUUUCCGGUAUUGCGGCCAUUUUGUUUUUAAUUCUUCAAGGGUAUCUUCUGUCCCGAAUCAGUUCUGGCUAAAGGCACAAGGAAAGAAGGAAGCUAAUAUGUUCCGUUUCACGAAAACUGCUCUGAACAUUGCCGGUCACGGUGCCCGGAGAGUUGGAGUGCGGCACGGAUCUCAAACCUCCGCAGACUUCCAUAACAAGUACGGCAACAUGCUGAUGGUCUCCGGGGCUGCCUUCUGCGUUGCCGUGUGGUCAUACGUAUUGACACAGACUGGGAUAACAUGGAACUUUUCACCUGUGGGAAAACUCACUCCGAAGCCAUGGAGAGUUCCAGGAGGCGAAGAGGAGGAAUGAUUGAGAGACCACAGCUUUUCUGCGUGUAAUAAUACAAUAAACCCCUCUAUUGUCUGAACUUUUCCAAUUUACUGGUGGAGGCUCUCAUUUUCAGGCUGUCUGGUUAUCUGAUAACUUGUCACAAUGUGUACAAUAAAUUAAUGUUUAAACUGG